Molecule: messenger RNA, 1675 nt
Organism: Rubroshorea leprosula
Lineage: Eukaryota; Viridiplantae; Streptophyta; Magnoliopsida; Malvales; Dipterocarpaceae
Source: the annotation of a GenBank genome assembly
GAAUACAUAAGUUGAAUGGUUUGCCAUGGCUGAAACUCUCCGAGUUGUAAUGAUCCCAUUUCCUGCUUUCGGCCACAUGAUACCCUUCUUUCAAUUCUCCAUAGCCUUGGCAAGAGACGGUGUAAAAGUUUUUUACAUUUCCACUCCGAGGAACAUCCAAAGACUUCCUAAGGUCCCUGCAGAAUUGUCUUCUCUAGUUAACUUUGUAAAGAUUCCGUUACCACAAUUGGAAGAUGAACUCCUGCCAAGGGACGCUGAGGCCACCAUAGAUGUUCCCUUCGAGAAGAUCCAAUACUUGAAGGUUGCAUUUGAUCAACUGCAGCAUCCUGCCAAGAAUUUCAUUGUUGAUGAAUCACCUGAUUACAUAUUCACAGAUGGUCCUGCUCACUGGACAGCAGAUAUUGCACAGGAAUGUAAUAUCCCACUCUUGUGGUUCUCUGUAUUCUCAUCCGCCACAAGUGUAUUCUUCGGGCCACCAGAAUAUCUUGUCGGUGAUGGUCAGAAGAGAGUGCGGUCAUCGCCAGAGAGUCUCACAAAACCACCAGAAUGGCUCGGUUUUCCAUCUUUGGUAUCCUUCCGAGACUUUGAGGCAAUCCACGCUCUCCCCGGUUUCUAUGGAGGAAAUGCUUCCGGCAUAGCCGAUUCAGCAAGAGUUGCCAAGGUUCUCCAUGCAUGUCAAGCACUAACUAUACGUAGCUGCCCUGAGUUUGAAGGCCAGUACUUGAUUGCACUUGAGAGGAUUAUGGGAAAGCCAGUAAUCCCAGUUGGUUUGCUGCCACCCAAAAAAGAAGAAAACAGAGUAAUCAUCAAUGAUUCAUCUGCCAAGAUUUUUCAAUGGCUCGAUGAGCAGAAACCAAAUACUGUUGUUUUUGUUGGUUUUGGCAGUGAAUGCAAGCUAUUCAGAGAUCAAGUCCAUGAGAUAGCUUACGGACUAGAGCAAUCCGGGCUCCCAUUUUUCUGGGCACUAAGGAAACCUGACUGGGCAUCUGAUGAUCUAGAUGCUCUGCCUACGGGCUUUACGCAACGGACUUCCAAACAGGGCCUUGUUUAUAUAGGAUGGGCACCUCAAAUGGAAAUUCUGGCACACCCAUCAAUUGGGGGUGCUUUGUUUCAUUCAGGGUGGGGUUCUGUGAUAGAGAUCCUGCAGUUUGGGCAUUGUCUUGUUGUUCUGCCACUGAUCAUUGACCAACCUUUGAAUGCAAGGUUGCUGGUGGAAAAAGGCUUGGCCAUUGAAGUUGAAAGGAGCAAAGAUGGAUCAUUCACUAGGUACAACAUAGCCGAAUCUCUUCGACAAGCAAUGUUAUCUGAGGAAGGACAAAAGCUAAGAGACCGCGCAAGAGAAGCUGCAUCAGUCUUUGGAGACCACAAGCUGCACCAAGACCAUUAUGUUCAUGAGUUGGUGAAAUACCUUAAAAAUGGGGUUAUUAAAGAGAAACACUCUCCUUGCAAGUAGAGACCCUGAGCUUGUCAUAUGGUCAAGAGAGUAGAUCUCCAUGUUGAUGAAAUAAAAGUUGGGUUCAGUAACCGUUUCAAAAAAUAGCCUUUGGAAUCACAGUAAAAAUAAAACAACAGUUUGCCAUAAGGGCAAACGCAAUGUGUAUCUGUGUGAUUGCAAAGCUUAAUGUAUUUUUCAUUCUAGUGAUGCAGUUUAUUGUAAUAAUAUGGAGGUCUUUUU